Molecule: messenger RNA, 1644 nt
Organism: Racocetra fulgida
Lineage: Eukaryota; Fungi; Glomeromycota; Glomeromycetes; Diversisporales; Gigasporaceae
Source: the annotation of a GenBank genome assembly
AUGUCUUUCAGAAACAAAAAUUUUUAUAAUGUGCUCGACCGAUUAAUUCCUUCUGAUAUAUUAAAUCAGGACUAUGAUAAAGAUUAUUUGGCUCGACGUAAUUUAUUGCAAGCGCGUGCCGUUAUUAUUGUUACAGUUUCAGUAUGCAUCGCUCUUCUUUUACAACUCCUAAUGGAUAUCUAUCUGAUAUUACUUAAUGGAUCAAUAAAUCAAUCUGAAUUUCCGUGGCCAAUUACUUUAUUCGGUACUACUCUUUAUGUUGAUGUCGAACUAAUUACUGUCGAAUUAACUGAUGAAAUUGAGUCUAUGCAAGAUAAUAAAAAAAAGAUUUCAUUGUCAUCCGAAAGUGAGGUUAGAGAUAGUGAUGAAUAUAAUUCAAAAUUAGAAAAAAUUAAGUUUCGAAUAGAAGUAACUGAUACUGGACCCGGAAUUGAUCCUGAUUUUAUAAAAUUUGAGGGAACAGGACUAGGUCUUAGUAUCGUUAAAGAAGUUGAAUCAAAUGUUGGAGUAGGCAGUAAAUUCUCUUUUGUUCUAGAACUUCCUUUAUCUCAAAGAUGGGAUUCCCUUGUCCCUUGCCAAUUCCCAUUUGAUCAUCAAUUUCUACUACUUUCCUACGAAAAACAAUCACAAUUGAUAUCUUAUUCACGGUCUUUAUCCUUUGCUGUACUGAAAUCCGAAAAUACUGAAUUCCUGCGACGAAUAACACAUUAUUUGGAUCAAUGGGAAUUUAAAUAUCGAUUGAUAAAAAAGGAAGAAUUGAGGGCUGAGUUUGAGAAAGAGCAUGUGGACGUUGUGAUUUUAAAUGAUAGUCUUAGUGAUUUGGAGUGGUUUUUGGACGAGUUUGUACAAUUUUAUAAACCUGUGAAAGGUAUUAAGGAAGGAGGUGACGAAAAUGUAGGGCGAGAGCAUAAGGAUGAGAAGAAACAACGAAUAGUGUUCUUUUCAACGAUUGAAGAUUAUCAAAAUGCGGAGAAUAUAUUACAAAAGUAUAAACCAGCUGGUCCAGUAAAAAUUUUAACGGCCAUAACAAAAGUGAUAGAAUCCUUACUUUCUCCUACAUCCGAAAAUGUAUGCGUGAUAAAAGAAGAACCUGCUGUAUGUAAUUACGUUCAGACACAAGAAACAUGCCUAGGAACGGCUGAUAUGACUGAAGAGUUUCCGAUCGGUGUUACCGAAAAAGCUAUAGCGGGCUCGGUUUCUAGUGUGGGUGAUGUUACUACGAGCACGGAAUAUACUGAAGUAAAAUCGAUUAAAGAACAACCCUCAGAGGUUGAGGAAAUUUAUGAAAAGGAACUUUUAAAAAAAGGCAAAGAGAAAGAAACUGAAGAGAAAAAGUCUCUGAAGGAUAUAUCUUUCCUUGUCGUUGAGGAUAACAAGGUUAAUGCAAUGAUUUUAAAAACAAUGUUAAGACAAGCUGGAUUUAAUAAUUACGAUGUAGCUACUAAUGGGCUUGAAGAGAACGGCGAAGAAUCAUAUUUGAUAUCCGAAACGAUAAAAAGUUCCGAUCUGCCUUCAACAAGUCAUUAUGGGAAACGUCGAAAAAAAGCUAUUAUUAUAGCGAUGACUGGACUUGCCUCUGAAGAAGAAAAAGAACAGCAACAUCCACAGGUGGUUGAGGAAGUAGUCGGUCAGCCGCAAAAAGAG